Messenger RNA from Endocarpon pusillum Z07020, 2967 nucleotides. RefSeq lists its product as uncharacterized. Gene Ontology annotation, biological process: response to toxic substance; proteolysis; L-homocysteine catabolic process. Lineage: Eukaryota; Fungi; Ascomycota; Eurotiomycetes; Verrucariales; Verrucariaceae. Gene Ontology annotation, molecular function: cysteine-type aminopeptidase activity. Bases 1 to 2967 code for a protein of 988 amino acids. The transcript has 6 exons. Gene Ontology annotation, cellular component: cytoplasm. The record is from RefSeq and is a predicted model, not a curated record.
AUGGCUGCGCCGAGACUCACUGAACGGUUCAAGAACCUGGACGUUGACGAUCAGGUACCCCAGGAGAAUCUGGAGAAAGAGUACUGUUUCGUAGAAGACGAACAGUCCGGCAGUUACAUCCAUGGAUCGCAAACGGUCUCCAUCUCCACCGCAGAACAAUGGCAGAAAGAAGUUUUGGCGGACCGCAAGAACUGUCUAGCACUCACUGCUAUGAGUAAGAACCAACUCAAUGACGUCGUCUAUCAAGCCAAUGCCCUUCAACCCGAUAAGCAACUGUUCAACGUCAAGAUCCCCUUCGAAGGCGCUCCAGUCACAAAUCAACGCUCAUCAGGACGAUGCUGGAUCUUCGCCGCUACCAAUGUCUUUCGGGUUGCCAUUAUGAAGAAACAUAACCUGUCAAACUUCGAGCUUAGCCAAGCGUACCUGUUCUUCUGGGACAAGUUGGAGAAGGCCAAUUGGUUUUUUGAACAGAUUAUUGAUACUGCAAACGAGGAUCUUGGCGGGAGAUUAGUGCAGCAGCUGCUGAGAGACCCGGUUGGUGAUGGUGGACAAUGGGACAUGCUUGCCAACUUGGUGGCCAAAUAUGGACUUGUCCCACAAACAAUCUAUCCAGAUGCUAUGGCCGCCCAAAGUUCUUCCAACAUGGAUUCUGUCAUAACCGCUAAAUUGCGCGAAGACGCCCUCCUACUCCGCUCCAUGUGCUCCGCCGACUCCCAUGUCUCCAAGCACUCUCUUCCUAUUGUCAAAGCAAAGAUGCUAAAAGAAGUGCACCGAAUUCUCACCAUUAUGCUCGGCCCGCCUCCAAACCCUCAUGCCCCAUUCACAUGGGAAUACCUUGACGCCAACUCCAAAUACCACACAGUCUCCAAGACACCUCUAGAAUUUGCAAAGGAGCUCUCCUCGCCAACGCUGACCCGCACUCUGCACGGCGCUGACGUCAAUUCCUUUUUCUCCCUUGUGCACGAUCCUCGACACGAACCCCUCACUCUGCUUACGGUUUCACGCUUGGGGAAUGUCAUUGGCGGUCGCUCUACCUGCUACGUCAAUGUUGACAUGCAAACUCUCAAGGCCGCCGCUAUCAGGAUGCUCAAAGCUGGUCUCCCAGUAUUCUUUGGCUGCGAUGUCGGCAAAGCCUCCUCCAGGACGGGGAUCAUGGACGACAAAAUGUUCAACUACGGCCUCGCGUUUGACAUCAGCCUAAAUUUGAAUAAGGCGCAGCGCAUCAUUACCGGGGCAAGCGCAGUCACCCAUGCAAUGGUAUUGACAGGCGUGCAAGUGGAAGACCACAACGGAGAGAAGAGAAGUAUCAGGUGGCGCGUGCAAAAUAGUUGGGGCGAGGACAUUGGUACGGACGGAUAUUGGGUCAUGAGCGACAGCUGGAUGGAUGAAUAUGUCUUCCAGAUCGUGGCUGAUCCGGGGUUCGUGGAUAAAGAGGUCAGGGACGUGGUGGACGCGGAGCCGUUGAUAUUACCUUUUUGGGAUCCCUUGGAUAGAGCUACCGCUGAAUACUCGUUUCUUCUCGAGAGUGCGACGGGCGCAUCCGAAACCGUAGGCCGGUACAGCUACAUUGGAGCCAACCCUAAAAGAGUUAUCCGAUGCGGUGCUGGGUACGAUCACGAUGGCGAUCCACUGCGAGCACUCCAAAGUGAGCUCGCGGAACAGACAAUCGACAUUCCAGGAGUCAAAUUGCCAAAUCUCAUUGGCGGUGCAGUUGGGUACCUCUCAUACGACUGUAUUCAAAAGUUUGAACCAGUCACCGGUGCCCCAUGGCUGAAAGAUAACCUUCAAAUUCCCGAAGCCAUGUUCAUGAUGUUUGAAACAGUGGUGACUUUUGACCACUUCAAAUCCGCAAUCAUUUUAGUCACACAUAUCAAGAUCCCGGAGUCCCCAGCUGAAGAUAUCGAGCCCGCGUAUACAGAGGCAUGUGAGUUGCUUCGCUCAAUAUUGGAGACCAUUCAACAAACGGAAAUUCCACUUCCCGCAGAACAGCCUGUCACGCAAGACUCAACAUCGACUUCCGAUAACCAAUACUCGGCAAACGUCGGACGCAAGGGCUACGAGUCCUUCGUUACAAGUCUCAAAGAGCACAUCGUCAAAGGGGACAUCGUCCAAGCUGUGCCAUCCCAACGCCUUUCCCGCAACAUCACGGUCCACCCUUUCAACAUCUACCGCACUCUCCGCUCAACCAACCCGUCACCGUACAUGUUCUACAUCUCAUGCUCCGACUUCUCCAUCGUCGGCGCCUCUCCGGAGUGCCUCAUAAGCGCAUCUCCAGUGGAGACCUCGAACGGCUCGCGCCCCCGCAUCGUGAACCACGCAAUUGCCGGCACCAUCGCCCGCGGCAAGACGACCGCAGAAGACGACGCGCUGGCCUUGAAACUCCAAACCUCAGUGAAGGACCGCGCCGAGCACGUCAUGCUGGUCGAUCUCGCCCGCAACGACGUCAACCGCGUCUGCGAUCCGCGGACGGUGCGCGUCGACCGUCUCAUGCGCGUCGAUCGCUUCUCGCACGUGCAGCAUCUCACGUCUGAGGUUUCCGGCAUCCUGCGUGCGGAAAAUUCACGUUGGGAUGCGUUCCGCUCAGUGUUUCCAACCGGAACCGUAUCGGGCGCGCCGAAGAUCCGUGCCGUGCAGUUGAUUUCGCAGUUGGAGGGAGAGAAGCGCGGCGUGUAUGCGGGAGCGGUGGGAUGGUUUGGGUAUAAUAUCGUGCGGGGGGGUGAGGUGGUUGAGGGCCCCGUGGAUACGUGUAUUGCGAUUCGGACUAUGCUUAUCAAGGAAGGAGUGGCGCAUUUGCAGGCGGGUGGAGGGAUUGUAUACGAUAGUGAUGAGUUUGAGGAGUGGAUGGAGACGAUGAACAAGUUGGGUUCGAGUCUUCGUUGUAUUGAGUUGGCUGAACGCCGGUUCGAGGGUAGAACUAGUACAAAGGGGUUCGGAGAUAUUGUUAAGGAGCAGCAAGAAGCUUUGUAG